Messenger RNA from Funneliformis geosporum, 125 nucleotides. The record is from the annotation of a GenBank genome assembly. NCBI's taxonomy places the organism in Eukaryota, Fungi, Glomeromycota, Glomeromycetes, Glomerales, Glomeraceae.
AAAAGGCUCAACAAAAUAAUGAUCAGCCUGCACAGGUUAUUCAAGUUAUUGUAUCUGAUAGUACAAAUGAAGUGUAUCCAUAUCUUCCAUCAUGUGAUGCACUUCGUCAAACCAUUAAACGAUGA